This is a messenger RNA of Lymnaea stagnalis (great pond snail), 2017 nucleotides long. The record is from the annotation of a GenBank genome assembly. Lineage: Eukaryota; Metazoa; Mollusca; Gastropoda; Lymnaeidae.
AUUAUAAUCCAUAAACUUUUAUCAAGAAUCAAGGGACUAGUGUGCUAGUCACAGGACUCACCCACGUCAAAAGUCAAAGUAAAAAAUUAUAUCUAUAUAAUAUGAUAAAAUAAUACAAUUAAUUAUUAAAUUAUGAAACUUGAACGUAUGACUAUGACUCCUCAAAAAUAACUACCUUUAAAUUUUAAAAUGAUCUGUUUAUUAUAAUUAAUUAUUUAUUUCAUUAUUAAUUAUUAUUUAUUUAUGAGAUGAUGAUCAUGACAUUAUAGUUAUUAAUUAGUUAAUUAAAUUGAUGUUACUCUUACCUACAAACUUUUUUUUAACAACUAUUACCACCACUACUUAAUAAGGUUGGCAGUAUGAUUAUUAUUAGUAGUAGGCUAAAUAUUAAUACAAGUAUCUCUUGGCUUAUAAAUAGUAUAGGGAUUUAUUUCAUUAUCUCAUAAAUGUCUCAAUGAAAUAACUUAUAAAAAUACUGGAACAUCUUCCUAUCCUGCCCCUCUCCAAAACUCACUCAAAGCAGGCUCCAGUGGUCAGUGGUAUUUUUAUAGGCCUAGGUCUAAUUUUUUAUUCCCUGUUAUAAAUUUUAAAAGUGGAAACCUGUCAUCUCUAUUAAAGUAAUAGCCUAUUAGUAUGGGCCAAAGAUUCACAUGUGCUAUAUCAUUUUAAGAUAUAUGGCCUGCUAUAUAUUAUUAUUAAAGUGAGGUGCCAGUAUUUUAUAAAAUUUUAGGGAUUGUUACAAGUUAAAAAAUAAUUCCAAAUGAAAUGCAUUAUUACAAAUAGAGAGACAUAGGCCAGCUUUGAUACUUGAAUGCAGAUUUUACCAAAUUACAGUCUCAGGGCCAAGGGUGCAAGGGGGAUGCUCACGUUUAUUCUCAGUAAGCUUUGCUGAACAGCUAAACUUAAAUUAUAUCUGCACACCAGUGGAGUUGCUAGAGUUUGUGAUGCCCGGGGCUGUCUUUGACUUUGCUAUGUCUAAUUUUUGAACACCACAAUGCAUACAGAAUACACAUAAAAUAGUCAUAUUAAGUAAGUGUAGUUAACAAAGUGGAUUAAAAAUACAUUCUCAAAAACAAGUGCCACCUGGGGCACACCAACCUCAGCUGCUCCCCUUCUUAGGCCAGUGCUGCACACUUUAUUCCACUUCCCUUUUGUAGCCUACUUCCCAUCUUGUCAGAAGUUCUUAAAAGGAGAAAAAAAAAAGGGGGGGGGGGGGAAUCAGGUCAAUUGAGUUAAGUGAUAUUGUUACAUUAGAACUUUUGUUGAUACUUCUUUCUGUUAAUGGUUUGCUUAUUUAAAAAGUUAACAUUAAUAGGCCUUCUAUAAAAGUCUUAGACAUAUUAAAAAAGAAGAUUAUUGAAAUUUAAUCAAGAAUGGGUUAUAUCAUUUUUACUAAUAUCUUGACAUUUUCUUUAUUUCAGCUGUUAGACAGGAUGAAGUUUGAUGACAUUCUUAAGUAUGUUGGUGAUUUUGGACCAUUCCAGAAAAGAGUCUACUUUCUGCUUUGUUUGUUUUGCAUAUUUCAUGGCAUGAGGAUGGUUGUACUGGUGUUUAUACUGAGUGUCUCAAAGCACAGGUAAAAUAUUUGUGAAGGAAAUAUUUUUGAAACUAUCUACAUCUUGAAAUUUUGUGAGGAAGGAAUCAGAAUGAAACAAUGUAAAAUAUUUGUUGUUAUAAGUGGGAUAACUAACAUAACUUUCUUUCUUAAUGGGAACAACAAAUUUAAAAAAAAAAAAUAAGAAGAAGAUACUAAAAAUACUUGGGAUAACUAAGAUAAUGUAUUUCCUUAUUUUGUCAGAUGCUCAAUACCAGGCUACUUGAAUGAUUCAUAUGAUGUGACUUCCCUCGCCCAUCAACAGGCACUCAAUAUGUCUGUGCCACUUAAUGACUCUUGUCACAUUUUCCACCCUGGAAAUUAUUCCUAUGAUGACAACAAUCUGCCCAUCAAUGCAAGUCUACAGAAGUGUAGCAGCUGGGUUUUUGACCGAUCUUUGUUUUCUAGUACAGUGGCGAGUCA